UGAAUCUUUAAAGUUUAAUGUUUUUUACAACUUACAAUAAUUCUUGCCACGACAACUUCUCACAUAUCUGAAUCACAUACUGCUUUUACACUAGCUACCUGUGGGACUAGUUAAAGAACGGGACUUCCUCGUAUUACGACUCACGACUACUACUACUAAGAUCAAGAUGGAGAAGGAUAAUGCAAAUCCCACCAUCCUCAAUACCUCCCAACUUCCAACGCGACAGCGCAAGAAGGGUCGGAGAGUGCAGAGAACGGCCGAGUCUAAGAUCCUAGACAUUAUGCGCAAACCGCAAUAUCUAUCAGACUCCUUAUACGGUUUUGGUACAUCCUGGUCAGAUGACACUGAGAGUGACGACGAAUUCGCUGCGGAACCCAUUGACGAGCAGGAGGUAUAUGAUCUCAUCUCUACUAUUUCUGACCCCGAGCAUCCGUUAUCGCUCGGUCAGUUAGCAGUCGUGAAUUUGCCCGAUAUCCAUAUAUCACCCUCUCCCUCAGUAGAUGCGGACCCCAACACUUUGACACAAGUACUCGUCAAGAUUACUCCCACCAUUACGCAUUGCUCACUUGCAACCGUCAUCGGCCUCGGUAUACGCGUGAGGCUAGAACAGGCACUCCCCCCCAAUUAUCGGGUGGAUGUCGUGAUUAAGGAGGGAACCCACAGUCAGGACGACCAGGUCAACAAGCAAUUAGCAGACAAGGAAAGAGUCGCAGCAGCAUUAGAAAAUGACACCCUCAAGGGAGUACUAGACAAAAUGUUGGAGACUUGCAUUUGAGACACCUUCCAGUACUGAUCUACAUUCGGAAUAGUCCAAGGUUAAAAAGAUCAUUGAAUGCUUAUAGAACACCAAGCAACAUGGGAGUACAAACUGACGAUGAUCCUAUGUAUCGGUCUCUUCAAGAUGUCCACGUCACUCCGGUCGACUUUGAAAUAUGAAGUGUUCGUCCAAGCUUCUCGAAGACAAGAAAUUCAUGCAUACCGGUCUGGCUAUCGCCCACUCAGAGAAUAGAAAGCCGGCUUUACUCACCUUGGUAGGCCUAGAAAUGGCAACUAUCAUAAAAAGGCCCACACCGGUCUAA
Messenger RNA from Annulohypoxylon truncatum, 1079 nucleotides. RefSeq lists its product as uncharacterized. Gene Ontology annotation, biological process: iron-sulfur cluster assembly. The record is from RefSeq and is a predicted model, not a curated record. The transcript has 2 exons. NCBI's taxonomy places the organism in Eukaryota, Fungi, Ascomycota, Sordariomycetes, Xylariales, Hypoxylaceae. The coding region runs from base 167 to 775 and encodes 202 amino acids.